CACACCCAACAUACACAGCAUAAAACUAUCCACCCUUUUUCGAUCUAGAUAGCUGAAUUAGACAGUCACUGAUAUACACUUAUACUAUUAGUGGAUGGCUGAGAGACAAGACCCUGAACAAGAGUACGUAUUCAAGAAUGAUACCCUUGGUACUGGCUCCUACGAAGCAAUGCAAGAUGCUCAAGGUACGCCCAUCACAAUAAAGUCACCACCUAAUGCUGUGGAUAUUGGGUAUGGAUCAUCAUCAGCCGUGAUUGGAGACAGGGCAUACUUUCAUCCAUUUGGAUUUAACAAUGUUUAUGAGUUCAGUAACAAUCAAUGGCACAAGGUACCACCUUGCCCUAACAAGCUUUUCACUAUUGUCAGUGUUGUUGACAUGCUUACAGCUGUGGGAGGAGGGUCAGUUACACAACCUUAUGGUAACAAACUCUACAGCUUCAUUGAUAACAAAUGGAUCGAACACUUCCCUCCUAUGCCAACAAGACGGUCGACACCUGGAGCUGUGUACGCUAACAACACACUUGUAGUAGCUGGGGGAUAUUGUUAUUCAGAAAAUUUAAACGUAGUUGAAAUAUUAAACACUGCUAAUAUGCAAUGGUCUAUUGUUAGCUCACUACCUGUGCCAACCAAUCAUCCAUCAACAACGAUCUGUGGAGACUAUGUGUACAUACACCCACUAAGUUAUGAUUAUCAAGAGAAGUAUUCAGUGUACAAAUGCUCAUUAAGAGAACUAACUCAGUCCCAAUGGGAGAAGAUUACCUCUUUGCCUGUUACGCAUUCCUCUCUUGUUACUUUCAAUGGUCACCUGCUGGCAGUGGGUGGGGUAGACUCCAAUGGAGAUAUAUCUAAGGAUAUAUAUCAGUACAACGAGACAUCAUGGAUUGUCACUAGUCAAAUGUCAACCCCUCGAUCAUUUUGCGCCACUACUGUCCUCCCUGGGAACAAACUGAUGGUGGUGGGAGGAGAUGGUGCAACGAAAAAAUGUGAAAUAGCUACUUUUGUAUAGUGCCUAACUUGUUCUUUGUAGUAUGCUAAAACAAUUGUUAAGAUUGUUCUUGAUUUUUGUUGAUCAGCAGGCGAUAUCAAUUUUGGAGUUGCCCAGCCUUGCAACAACUGUACAUGCUAUUAAAUCAAUUAAACGUUACAUUACAUAA
Halichondria panicea is the source of this 1154-nucleotide messenger RNA. RefSeq lists its product as uncharacterized. The record is from RefSeq and is a predicted model, not a curated record. Gene Ontology annotation, molecular function: protein binding. The coding region runs from base 95 to 1006 and encodes 303 amino acids. The transcript has a single exon. Lineage: Eukaryota; Metazoa; Porifera; Demospongiae; Suberitida; Halichondriidae.